AUGAGGAUCGCUACGAAGCGUCUCCAGAAAGAGCUCUCCGAGAUCAGGGUCAAGGGCGCACCAGAGGGAUGUGCGAUCAUCAAAGCCGAUGACUUGCAAGAAUGGCAGUUCUCCAUACAAGUGCUAGGAAACAGCCUGUAUCAGGAUGAAAAGUUUGGCCUUCGCUUCCGCUUUUCGGACAACUAUCCCAUGGAGAGCCCCGAAGUGGUCUUUCUGACCACAGACGGCUUCCAAGCUCCCAUACACCCGCAUGUCUACAGCAACGGUCAUAUUUGCGCCUCCAUCCUGGGCAAUGAAUGGUCCCCCGUUCUCACCAUCAGCUCGGUGCUCCUCACGCUACAAAGCAUGCUAGCCAGCUGCAAACAGCUCCAGAGACCGCCGGAUAACGACGCCUAUGUCAAACGCGCGCCUCUCUCCCCCAAGGACAGCCGGUUCGUGUAUGACGACGACACAGUUUAA
This is a messenger RNA of Sporisorium graminicola, 459 nucleotides long. RefSeq lists its product as uncharacterized. The coding region runs from base 1 to 459 and encodes 152 amino acids. The transcript is spliced from 3 exons. The record is from RefSeq and is a predicted model, not a curated record. NCBI's taxonomy places the organism in Eukaryota, Fungi, Basidiomycota, Ustilaginomycetes, Ustilaginales, Ustilaginaceae.